AGGUAAGCAGUCAGGCUGCCAGCAGCCAUGUGACGUUGUUGUCCAUCCACUCAAGACUGAGGAACCCGGCAACUUUCCUCCGUCGCUCCAGGAAACAGUCCCAUUUCUUCGCACCUCUCCAGUCGACUGUGACGGACCUUCAGCUAUGGAUAAACUAAAAUCGGUUCUAAGCGGCGAAGAGGCGCGCAGAGAUGACCGAACCGUUUUAGAGACAGUGAACGAAGCCUCCACUUUGGGAUGGGGCACGCGUCUGAAGGGAUUCGUCGCCUGUUUUGUGAUCGGGGGCGCGUGCACAGUUUUGGGAGUUUGUAUGCUCUUCCUGCCCAGGAUCGGCCUCACGCUCUUCAUCGUCUUCUACACCUUUGGAAACGUGUGUGCUCUGUGCAGCACCAUGUUUCUGAUGGGGCCAGUGAAGCAGCUGAAGAGGAUGUGUGACAAAACAAGAGCGCUGGCCACCACCAUUAUGAUUACUUGCCUUGUGUUGACUCUCUGCGCAGCCUUCUGGUGGAAGAACUUCGGACUCGCUUUGUUAUUUUGCAUCUUGCAAAUCUUGUCAUUUUCCUGGUACAGUCUGUCAUACAUCCCGUGUGUGAGGGAGGCAAUACUGAAGAUGGUGUCUAUGUGCUUGAGAUGAGCCCUGUCUUUGUGCUGAAGGUUCUGGCUGGAUGAAGUGAAAGGGGCAGGUCUCUUACUGAAACAGCCUCCCUGUGGUUCUGCUACAGAGAGUCUGUGACUCUCACUGCUGCACAGUCCUCCACUGUUUAUAAGGGAACAAGACAGAUUUUAUCUCCAAAGAUGUCUCUUUUUCUUGGUUAUGCUUUAUUAUUUGAGCUAAUAGAUUUUUUGGUAUGUAUUGAUUACUGCAGUUUUUAUGAAUGUGGGUAAAUGUUGUAAAUAUUUGUAAUAAAUAAAUAAAUGUAAAUGGUUUUGUAAAUUAAAACAUGACAACCUCAUUAUUUCUGUCACCUGGGGGAAUAACUGCAACACAGUAAAUACAAGCUUCAAAUGUCCUUUCACCGAGCUGAAAAUGACAUGCGUGAACUUAAAUUUGUCAGUUCGUGAUGUGAAAAAUGUAGUGGCCUGAAUCGUUUAAUGUAAAAUUUAGUGCGUUAAAGUUGUUUUUGCUCCUAAGGAACAGUCCAAAAGCUCCAACAGUGGAACACAUGUACAUAUUCAACAUGCUUGCUUGUUUAUUUUUCCUGAUUUCAUUAUUACUCCCAGUGAAAAGUUUUACUUCUAUAAAGGAGUCUUCAGCGGUUAAAUAAAUCUGGCUAAUAUUUAU
Molecule: messenger RNA, 1282 nt
Organism: Toxotes jaculatrix (banded archerfish)
Lineage: Eukaryota; Metazoa; Chordata; Actinopteri; Toxotidae
Gene: sft2d2a
Product: SFT2 domain containing 2a
Exons: 8
Coding region: 146-634 (162 amino acids)
Biological process (GO): vesicle-mediated transport
Cellular component (GO): membrane
Source: RefSeq, a predicted model, not a curated record